This is a messenger RNA of Brassica napus (rape), 1733 nucleotides long. RefSeq names its product cytochrome P450 71B3. The record is from RefSeq and is a predicted model, not a curated record. Bases 3 to 1562 code for a protein of 519 amino acids. The transcript has 2 exons. Gene Ontology annotation, molecular function: oxidoreductase activity, acting on paired donors, with incorporation or reduction of molecular oxygen; monooxygenase activity; iron ion binding. Lineage: Eukaryota; Viridiplantae; Streptophyta; Magnoliopsida; Brassicales; Brassicaceae.
UAAUGCGCAGAUUCAAUAAUCACCAAAAACAGAACACAAAAGAGAGGACAACGAAAACAAUGUCGAUUAUUCUGUAUUUCUUUUCGUUUCUCCUUUUCUCGUUAAUAUUCGUGAAGAAAAUCAAAGAAUCGAGACAAAACCUUCCACCGAGCCCACCAAAGUUUCCGAUCAUCGGAAACCUACACCAGCUUCGAGGAUUGCUUCACAGAUGUCUUCAUGAUAUCUCCAAGAAACAUGGACCCGUGUUGCUUCUCAGGCUAGGUUUUGUCCAAAUGGUUGUAAUCUCAUCGAGCGAAGCAGCUGAAGAAGCUCUUAAAACACAUGACCUCGAGUGUUGUACCAGACCUAAAACUAACGCCUCAUGGACAUUCUCGCGUGAUGGUCAAAACAUUGCCUUUGCGCCAUAUGGUGAGGCGUGGAGAGAGUUGCGUAAGCUUUCUGUUCUCAAUUUUUUCAGCGCCAAAAAAGUUCGAUCUUUCAGGUACAUCAGAGAGGAAGAGAAUGACUUGAUGGUCAAGAAACUUAAGGAGUUGGCUCAAAGGAAGUCUCCAGUGGAUUUGAGCCAAACACUUUUCUGUCUAGCCGGAAGUAUCAUAUUUAGAGCUGCCUUUGGACAGCGGUUUGAGGAGAACAAGCAUGUCGAUAAGGAAAGGAUCAAAGAACUCAUGUUUGAGGUCCAGAGAACUGCAUCUCUAAGUAGCUCUGAUCUUUUACCUGCUGGUUUGGGAUGGUUUAUGUACUAUUUGUCAGGACAACAUAGGAGAGUUAGCCAAGUUUUCGUCGAGGUUGAUACUUUGUUGAAUCAUAUAAUUGAUGAUCACUUGAAGAACCCUGAAGAUAAAACAAAUAAAGAUCGCCCUGAUAUCGUCGAUUCGAUCUUAGAUAUUAUGCAUAAACAAGAACAAGAUGAUUCUUUCAAGAUCAACUUUGAUAAUCUCAAAGGAAUCAUGCAAGAUAUAUAUCUCGCUGGAGUAGACACAAGUGCAAUCACCAUGAUUUGGGCAAUGGCAGAACUUGUUAGAAACCCCCGGGUGAUGAAAAAAGCUCAAGACGAGAUCCGAACUUGCUUCGGAAUCAAACAAAAGGAGAGAAUCGAGGAAGAGGAUGUCGACAAGCUUCAGUACUUGAAGCUUGUGAUCAAAGAAACCUUGAGACUACACCCGGCAGCUCCUUUGUUACUACCAAGAGAAACAAUGAGUCAAAUCAAGAUUCAAGGAUACGACAUUCCGCCAAAAACACUUCUAGUUGUUAACGCCUGGUCUAUAGGUAGAGAUCCUAAACACUGGGAAGAUCCAGAAGAGUUCAUCCCUGAAAGGUUUAUCGAUUGUCCUGUGGAUUACAAAGGACAGAGCUUUGAGAUGUUGCCAUUUGGUUCUGGACGGAGGAUGUGCCCUGGCAUGGCUUCAGCGAUUGCGACCGUUGAAUUGGGACUCUUGAAUUUGCUUUACUAUUUUGAUUGGAGAUUGCCUGAGGAGGAGACAGAUAUAGACAUGGAAGAAGCUGGUGAUACUACGGUUAUUAAGAAAGUUCCUCUUGAGCUACUUCCAGUUCUUCAUGAGUAAAUGAUUGUUUAACGUUAAAGAAAUCAAACAGCCUUAUAGAUCUGAAACUGUACCUCGAUAGAUAGAAAUGAUGCUUAUCAUAGUAUAUGUUUUAUAUUUUCCUCCAUAGCAGGCUACACCUAUUUAAUAACUACCUUAUUUAAGAUUUUUAAUAAACCCAUAUUAUCUCGA